This is a messenger RNA of Salvelinus namaycush (lake trout), 4877 nucleotides long. RefSeq names its product zinc finger protein ZFAT-like. The record is from RefSeq and is a predicted model, not a curated record. The coding region runs from base 125 to 4123 and encodes 1332 amino acids. Gene Ontology annotation, cellular component: nucleus. The transcript is spliced from 18 exons. Gene Ontology annotation, biological process: regulation of gene expression. Lineage: Eukaryota; Metazoa; Chordata; Actinopteri; Salmoniformes; Salmonidae.
GAUUCGCCAGAAACCUUCCUCAAAACAAAUAAAAAUACGAUUUUCAAUUACUUAUUCAAUAAGUAAUGUAGAUAUGUACAUUUAUUUAUGUAACUCUUAGGGUAUUACGUUUUAUUUUACAAACAUGGCGACGUCAACUGCAGGUGGGACUUCCUCCAUCUUCAUGUGUAAACUGUGCAACCUGUUCUCUCCACACCGAGCACAGCUCCUCUCCCAUGUGUCUGAGAAGCACCACACAGAGGGGCUCAACCCUGAUGACAUCAUUGUGGCCCUCAUGCCAUUGACAGCUCCACUGGAGAAGGGUGGAGGUGAGCACCUCCUCAAAGCAACCAGGGAUACUAAGGGUGGAGAUAGCCCUGUUAAGAGAAAACGAGGACGUCCUAAGGGCUCAACCAAGAAGAUUGUAGCUGAUGGGCCCAAUGCAGAGACUACUAGCCCCAACCAGAAAAAGCAGAAACAACAGACAGUAGAGGCCCAAUCAGAAGCUGGGCCAGUGGACGAGGAAGAACCAGAGGACGACAAUGCCCUGGACUGCAAGAAGUGCAACCGAGUGUUCGGCAACAGACGACAGAUCAUGAAACACAUCUGCUUGAUAGACCUCAGAGAGGAUGAGGAUCAGGAGGAGGACAAUGACAAAGAGUUUGAGGCUCAACCUGGCGCAGCAGAAGGCAAAGAGGAGGAUAGGGAGAGAAGCUCAAAGAGGCCACGGCCACUCCGCUCUGAGAAGGUUUCCCUUGUGAAGGAGCAGGAACCAGCAGGAGGCACCAAGAACCCCAUCAUCAGUGUGGUUCUGACCGCUCAUGAGGCACUUCCUGGUGCGACAAGGAUAGUGCCGAUCGAGGCCACCCCGGCUGAGCCGGUUGCUACAGCAGACACAGACCCUCAGGAGGCAGGACAGAAGAGAGGAUUUCAGGAAUAUUCCAUACAACAAGCUGCUUAUGAAGUGCCAUUAAAGUCAAACAGAAUAGGCCAGACCCAGUUGAAGAUCUUCACCUGCGAAUACUGCAACAAGGUCUUCAAGUUCCGCCACUCCUUGCAGGCCCAUCUGCGAACCCACACCAACGAGAAGCCCUUCAAGUGCCCACACUGCGACUACGCCAGCGCCAUCAAAGCCAACCUCAGCGUUCACAUGCGCAAGCACACGGGAGAGAAGUUCAGCUGUGAACACUGCUCCUUCCAGUGCCUCAGCAAGGGCCACCUCAAGGUGCACGUGGAGAGAGUUCACCACAAGAUCAAGCAGCACUGUCUCUUCUGCAAGAAGAAGUACUCUGAUGUGAAGAACCUGCUCAAACACAUGAGGGAGAGCCACGACCUAGAGGACAAGAAGGUGAAGGACUCGUACCAUGAGUACAGUCUACAGACCAGAGAAGGCAAGAGGCAGCUCCUCUACGACUGCCAGAUCUGCGACCGCAAGUUCAAGAACGAGCUGGACCGUGACCGCCACAUGAUGGUCCACGGUAGCGAGAGGCCGUUCGGCUGCGAGCUGUGUGACCACGGCUGCACCAAGUUCCAGGCUCUCCAGGCUCACGUCCGUAAGCAUCCCUUCCUCUACGUGUGUGCCGCCUGCCAGCAGAAGUUUGUCAGCUCCGUGCGGCUGAAGGCCCACCUGAAGGAGGCUCACCCAGAGUCAGAGGAGGCGGCUGGGUUCUCAGAGUCCAUCAACAGCAGCUUCUGUCUGCUGGAGCCGGGGGACGACAUCAAGAGAGAGAUGCUGAGGCAGGAUGAGAUCAGAAUGGCUGAGGAGCUAUCUCUACUCAACGCCCAGCAGGAGCAGGAGGAGGCCCUCGCUGGUGACCCUUCAGAGGAGCAGGAGGAGGCCCUCACUGGUGACCCUUCAGAGGAGCAGGAGGAGGCCCUCACUGGUGACCCUUCAGAGGAGCAGGAGGAGUCCCUCACUGGUGACCCUUCAGAGGAGCAGGAGGAGGCCCUCACUGGUGACCCUUCAGAGGAGCAGGAGGAAGCCCUCACUGGUGACCCUUCAGAGGAGCAGGAGGAGGCCCUCACUGGUGACCCUUCAGAGGAGCAGGAGAAGGCCCUUGGUGAUGAGCCUUCAGAGGAACAGGGAGAGGGGCUGGGGGAUGAGGAGGAACAGGUGGUCCCUGAUCCGGGCCCUGAGGGGCAGACUGUAGAGACAUGCGUGUUGAACCAACCUGUACAAGAGACUGAGACUCUACAAGACAGAACUGAGCCAAUCAGUCCUGAACAAACCCAGACAGCAAGCAAAGGCACGACCCAGGAAGUAAUCAGUGAGGAGAGACUUGAUAAGACACUGGUGGAGGAAGACAAGCCUCAUGGGGAGAAUAACGUCAUUGUGGCUGAACAAGAUACUUUGGUAGAAAGGCCUUCAGGCAAGGAGGAGUCAGUGGGCCACCAGCAGCAUCCAGAAGAAGACAAAAGUUCUUCAUCAACAUCACAAGGUCAUGUUGAGGAGACUCUCCGGUCUUUGGUUCUGAUUCAGGGGGAGGUCAUAGGUCAAACAAACGCUUCAGCUGGCCCACAAGGAGAAGAUGGCACAACGGAGGAGAGGAGCGCUUUCCAACAGAUUCUAGAUAAGUUGCAGAAAAGGCAGCUGAACAUGGUUGUCUUUGACAGAAUCCGAAAAGUAUACGGGGACCUGGAAUGUGAAUACUGUGGAAAGCUCUUCUGGUACCAAGUGCACUACAACAUGCAUGUGCGUACUCACACAAAAGAGCAUCUACAUUACUGUACCCAGUGCAGCUAUUCUUCCAUCACCAAGAACUGUCUGAAGCGACAUCUGAUCCAGAGACACAGUAACAUCCUGCUCCAGUGCCCCAUGGAACACUGUCAGUACUGCACACCUGACAAGUACAAGCUGCAGGCCCACCUCAAAACACACUUUGACAACGAGAAGAAAAGCUUUGCUUGCCCUGUGUGUGAGGAAACGUUCACUGAAGAUAAACUUAAACAUCAUAUCAAGAACUUUCAUCCAGAUACGCCGAUGAACACCAUCUCCGAGACGCUUGGGGUGAGGGUGCAGAUGAAGGGCUUGAUCGGGAAGAGAGCUUCUAAGUGUCCUUACUGUGACAGCUACUUCAUGAGGAACGGAGCUGAUCUGCAGCAGCACAUCUGGGCUCACCAAGGAGUGAAGCCCUUCAAGUGUUCCCUGUGUGACUACGCCAGCCGCAGUAAGAGCAACCUGAAGGCCCACAUGAGCAGACACACCACGGAGAAGACACACCUGUGUGACAUGUGUGGCAAGAAGUUCAAGUCCAAGGUCACUCUGAAGAGCCACAAGCUGAUGCACACAGAGGACGGUAAGCAGUUCAAAUGUACAGAGUGUGAUUACAGCGCUGCACAGAAACCUCUACUGGUACGACACAUGGAGCAGCACGCCUCUUUCAAGCCCUACCGCUGUGGCCACUGUCACUACUCCUGUAACAUAGCAGGACCCCUGAAGAGACAUUACAGCAAGAAGCACCCCAACCAGGAGUACUGUAACGCAGGGCCUGGGCCAGCCACCUCUGAGGCUGUGGAGCAGCAAGGUGGAGUGAAGUGUCCCGUGUGUGACUAUGUGUACGGUACCAAGUGGGAGAUGAACAGACACCUGAAGAACAAGCAUGGCCUCAAAGUGAUUCAGAGUGACGUGCUUGGUCUCAACCAAUGGGAGGUGGUGGAGCAGUCGGUGGAGGAGCCCCUUACCCAGUACCUCCACAUCACUGAGACAGAGGACCCUCAGGGGACCGAAGCUGCCGUGUCGGCCCUCCAGGACCUCAGGUUCACAGAGAACGGGGUGGUGUCGACCACCACAGAAGGGCUGGAUCCCACAGCGGUUAACAUCCUGCACCAGAUCAUUGAGCUGGGGGCAGAGUCUAAUGAUGCCACAGCAGCCUCCAUGGUGGCCAUGGUCCCUGGCAGAGUGACCGUGGUGGAGCAGGUGACUGAGGAGGAGGAGCAGGGGAGCCACACUGUGAUGAUCCAGGACCCCUUCCAGCAGACAGCCUCCAUGGGGCUGGGUGAGGAGCACCAUCUGGUGGUGUCGUCUGAUGAUGUGGAGGGCAUGGAGACGGUCACCGUGUACACUCAGGGAGAGGACGCCUCCCAGUUCAUUGUCUAUGUCCAAGAGGCUGUGCAGACCGAGGAACAUACUGUGGAAUCUAUCUGAGCAGGACAGAGCGUUGGUGCAGGCAUGGAGGAGCAGUCAACAGUUUCAUCCCGGGUCAUUCAGUAGGUGGAAGACGGGGAGAUGUUACCUGAACUUGUCCAAUUAGAACAUAGAUUUGUAUUGUUCCGUUGCUAGACAUUUUUCUACAGUGUGCCCUAUUGAACUCCACCCUGGCUUGCUCUAUGAAACCCACAACCAAUCUCCAAUGGCUUUGAUUGGAAUAACAUAGUGGCUUGAAAUGUAUCAUUUCAUCGCUUAUGCCUUUUCUCUGUGAUUAGCAUUUCCUUAUGUUAAUUCAACUUAAUAUAUCAAAGGCUUUUCUUAGAAAACAAGAUUGGAAUGUACUUUUUAUACAAGUGUAUAAGUAAUUUAGUAAGGGAAUAAAAUGUGGAUAAUUCAAAUAUUCAUGGCGGGAUUCAAUCUGUAACGCUGUCGACAAUGAGCCUUUGAAAGGCUAUGUUACCGCGUUCACAGAGAUCCCAUUCAAGGCAAACGCUGCAGAGGUCAUCUUAAUCGGAAAUGACCUUUUAAAAUGACAAGAGCCUUUUCAGAUUACAUCUCAGCCUUACAACAUAGUUGCAGUUUUGGCAUGAUGUGCCUUUAAUGUUUACAACGGAUCAUUUACAGGACUGGAUUCUUUAUAGGACUAGAUUGUUGAUCAUGUUUUUCUAUACACCCCCCCAUCCUGUUGACUAAUAUUUCUACACCUAUUGGAAUGGUAGUCAAUGAACAAUUAAAUGGAUCAUGACAAACU